Messenger RNA from Myiozetetes cayanensis, 10386 nucleotides. RefSeq names its product transient receptor potential cation channel subfamily C member 5 (gene TRPC5). The record is from RefSeq and is a predicted model, not a curated record. Lineage: Eukaryota; Metazoa; Chordata; Aves; Passeriformes; Tyrannidae. The transcript has 11 exons. Gene Ontology annotation, biological process: manganese ion transport; regulation of cytosolic calcium ion concentration; calcium ion transmembrane transport. Gene Ontology annotation, molecular function: inositol 1,4,5 trisphosphate binding; protein binding; store-operated calcium channel activity. The coding region runs from base 118 to 3087 and encodes 989 amino acids. Gene Ontology annotation, cellular component: membrane; cation channel complex.
GCGGGGCGGCGGGCGGGGCGGAGAGGGGGCGGCCGCCCCGCGGAUCGCGGAUGAGCGGCGCGGCCCGGCGGAGCCGCCUGACGGAGCGGCGCGGAGGUUGCCCGGUCACUAUGAACAAUGGCCCAGCUAUACUACAAAAAGGUGAAUUACUCCCCGUACAGAGACCGGAUCCCGCUGCAGAUCGUGCGGGCGGAGGCGGAGCUGUCGGCGGAGGAGAAGGCCUACCUCAGCGCCGUGGAGAAGGGGGACUACGCCAGCGUCAAGCACGCCCUGCAGGAGGCAGAGAUCUACUACAACAUCAACAUUAACUGCAUGGAUCCUCUCGGCCGCAGCGCCCUCCUCAUAGCCAUAGAGAACGAGAACCUGGAGAUCAUGGAGCUGCUGCUGAGCCACAGCGUGUACGUGGGCGACGCGCUGCUCUACGCGAUACGCAAGGAGGUGGUGGGAGCUGUGGAGCUGCUGCUGAAUUACAGGAAGCCCAGUGGUGAAAAACAGGUUCCAACCUUGAUGAUGGACACCCAGUUUUCAGAAUUCACUCCAGACAUCACGCCCAUAAUGCUGGCUGCCCACACUAACAACUACGAGAUCAUCAAACUGCUUGUCCAAAGACGGGUAACGAUUCCACGCCCACACCAGAUCAGAUGCAACUGUGUGGAAUGUGUCUCCAGCUCGGAGGUGGACAGCCUGAGGCACUCCAGGUCGAGGCUGAACAUCUACAAAGCCUUAGCCAGCCCUUCAUUGAUUGCCUUAUCCAGUGAGGAUCCCAUUUUGACGGCCUUCCGGCUGGGCUGGGAGCUGAAGGAGUUGAGCAAAGUGGAAAAUGAGUUCAAGGCUGAGUACGAAGAACUUUCCCAGCAAUGCAAGCGGUUUGCUAAGGACCUUUUGGACCAAGCACGGAGCUCCCGAGAGCUGGAGAUCAUUCUCAACCACAGAGACGAUCAAAGUGAAGAGCUGGACCCCCAAAAAUGUCACGAUUUGGCAAAGCUAAAGGUAGCAAUAAAGUAUCACCAGAAGGAGUUUGUCGCUCAGCCAAACUGCCAGCAGCUACUAGCAACACUCUGGUACGAUGGUUUUCCAGGAUGGAGGCGGAAACACUGGGCAGUCAAACUCCUGACCUGUGUGACCAUCGGACUGCUGUUUCCCAUGCUGUCCGUGGCGUACCUGAUUGCACCGAAGAGCAGGCUGGGACUGUUCAUUAAAAAGCCAUUUAUAAAGUUUAUCUGCCACACCGGCUCUUACCUGACCUUCCUCUUCAUGCUCCUGCUGGCGUCGCAGCACAUCGUCAGGACUGACCUUCACAUGCAGGGACCCCCUCCCACCAUCGUGGAGUGGCUGAUCCUGCCCUGGGUUCUAGGUUUUAUCUGGGGAGAAAUCAAGGAAAUGUGGGAUGGUGGAUUCAAUGAGUACGUGCACGACUGGUGGAAUCUGAUGGAUUUUGCAAUGAACUCCCUUUAUCUCGCAACCAUCUCCCUUAAAAUUGUCGCCUAUGUCAAGUAUAAUGGUUCUCGCCCGAGGGAGGAGUGGGAAAUGUGGCACCCGACCCUCAUUGCAGAGGCCCUCUUUGCAAUAUCCAACAUUUUGAGUUCCUUGCGUCUCAUAUCCCUUUUUACAGCCAAUUCCCACCUGGGGCCCUUGCAGAUUUCUCUGGGACGCAUGCUGCUAGACAUCCUUAAAUUCCUUUUUAUCUACUGCCUGGUGCUCCUGGCUUUUGCAAACGGACUGAACCAGCUUUAUUUUUACUACGAGACCAGUGCCUCGGAGGAGCCCAACAACUGCAAGGGGAUCCGAUGUGAGAAACAGAACAAUGCCUUCUCCACACUUUUCGAGACCCUCCAGUCACUCUUCUGGUCUGUGUUUGGUCUGCUGAACCUCUACGUCACCAACGUGAAAGCCAGGCACGAAUUCACGGAAUUCGUUGGGGCCACUAUGUUUGGGACCUACAACGUCAUCUCCCUGGUUGUGCUGCUGAACAUGCUCAUAGCCAUGAUGAACAACUCCUACCAGCUCAUUGCUGACCACGCGGAUAUCGAAUGGAAGUUCGCGCGGACGAAGCUCUGGAUGAGUUACUUCGAUGAAGGUGCCACUCUGCCCCCUCCUUUCAACAUUGUCCCCAGCCCUAAAUCAGUCUGGUACCUUUGCAAGUGGAUCCACAACCAGCUGUGCCCAGGUGAUGAGUCUGACAGUGAACAGAAGAGGCAUGAAAACCUCAAAACGUUCACAGAACGGCACGCUGACAACCUGAUUCAGAAUCAACAUUACCAGGAAGUGAUAAGGAAUCUUGUGAAAAGAUACGUUGCAGCGAUGAUAAGGACUUCCAAAACCAACGAAGGUUUAACUGAAGAGAAUUUCAAGGAAUUAAAACAGGACAUCUCAAGUUUUCGCUACGAGGUUCUUGACCUCUUGGGAAACAGGAAGCCCCAGAGGAGGAGUUACUCCACCAGCAGCACAGAGGUGUCCCAGAAGGACGAAACAAAUGAGGAUGGUGCCGGAGAAAAACCCCGAGCCAAGAGCGUGUCUUUCAACGUAGCCAACAAAAAGAAGGACUUCAAUGUGUCUGCUCUCAUUAAAACCAUGUCUGGCAUCGACCUCGUGGAAGAGAAGCCAAAAAGCAACGGGAUCAGUAAGCGCUCCUUUGUCCGCAAUGGGAACAGAGUUCAGAGAUUGUCCAGCUCCAAGAAGGAAUCCUUCAAGAGACUGGGCCUGCUCUUCUCCAAGAUGAACGGACACGUACCUGAACCCAAUUCAGAACCCAUGUACACCAUUUCAGAUGGGAUUAUUCAGCCACACUACAUGUGGAAAGACAUUAAAUAUUCUCAGAUUGACCGAGAGAGGGAAGAGAAUUGUUCCAAAAGUGAAAUUAACCUCAAUGAGGUGGCCUACAGUGGGAACACGAGACUUACAGGGCAGAGCAAGGAAUGUCCUGUGGUUUGUGCCAGCUCCCUUCACUGUGCUUCCAGUAUUUGUUCCUCUAAUUCCAAACUUAUAGACUCGUCAGAGGAUGUGUUUGAUUCAUGGGGAGAGGCCUGUGACUUGUUUAUAAACCAGUGGAAAGAUGGACAGGAGGAUCACGUUACCACUCGGCUCUGAGUAAAACUAUCUUAACACUCACUGGAAAACCCACCCAAGAAUUGGUAAUUGUUUGCUCUCAUCUGAUUCAACAUUACUGUUCCCUUUCUGUCCACAGGUGAAAAAAAAAAAAAAAAAAGUGUAAACACACUUAUGUUAGCCUAUUUUAUAACCAUCUGCACAUUUUUUAAUUUAUUUUUUUACACUCGCUAAUACUAAACUCAAGGUUUCAGCGUUUAUAAGGUCAUUAUAAACCACAGGAAUACCUUCAGAUGUAGUCUUAGUCUUCAAACCCCACAGACUUCAGAUGCACUGGUGGCUGAGGAAAGGAUUUCUCCAGUGGUCCCAUCAUCAUUUGACCAUAGGUUGGGUUUCACUGCUGUCCAACACCAUUGGCUCAGUUUUCCUCAACAACACACCCAGCUGGUGAGCAGGAGGAUGAGAAUCACAUUUAAAAUCUUUCUUAAAAGGGUUUCAACUUACAGCUGGUGUUUUGUUUCCUUUAAGCAAUAUGACUUCUGAUUCAUUCAGUUGUGCGUGUUUUUUCAGGCCAUUAUUAUUAUAUUAACAUUGUAAAUUGUUAUUCAAUAUGAGACCCCCUUUGAUCAGCCAGCUGGAACACGUUAUUAUUUGCUUAUUUGCCUAAUUUCCCUUUUAGGGAGCAGAAAGACCUUCCAGUUAGGCUGACAGUGGCAACAAGCACCUGGCUUCACUACCAACUCCUCCGUAGAUGAACUGACCCCAAACCAGCCGUGGCUGCUUCAACUACAAACCUACACGUUUGUUUCUCUUAGGCUGAGCCAAAACCCAGCUCUAAGCCUUGCCCUUGUUUUGCAGUUCCUAAUCUCAUUUCCACCACUUGCAUUCACUUCUUGCUGGAUCUCUCUGAUGGAUGUCAGGCUUCAGGGAGGAACCCAUCCUCCCGGGAUAUGGCAAGUGCUGAGCGAGAUCAUCUUCCCUGGGCCUGGGAGCUGCACUGCUGAAAAGCAGCCUGAGCAGCAGUGGCUCAAACUGCAUCAGCAGCACGGAAUGGCUCUGCAGCUCCUCUUCUAAGGUGCAGCAGAAAGGAGAGUGGCAGGAGGUAGUAUCUUUUAUUCCCCCAGUUGUGGUAGUGGCUGGACAGGGCUCACCACUGUCACUGCUUUAGUUCCAAGGAGCAUCAGAGCAGGGAGGAGACAACCUCGUGAAGGGCAAAAUGGUUGAAUUGUUAACAGUGAUUUUUUGUGGUUAUUUCUUUUUUUUUUUUAAUUUUUAUUUUAUUUUUAACAAUGUGAUACUUGAACUUUCUUCUGCAGUGUUGCUAAGAGACACCACCACUUGAGAGCUGUUAUUAAUCAGCUGCUUUCUUGGAGGAACCGAGUGCUGACAAGGAGCUCAGGAAUGGCUUUGUGCCUGCCCUCCUGCGAGUCUGGGUUCCCAGGAGAGGUUAUGUGAGCUGCACCAUUUCCCAAGGGUGCCUGCCAAAAAAUCACCUCAUCUGUGCACUGAGUUGGGAAUUGCCUUUGGAAAAGAGUAAUGCCAGAAAAUCUACACCUGCCGCUGCAGGGGAGCAGAUUUUACCAGCAAGGGGCACCAGCAGCUCUUGUGGCAGCGUGGAGGGUCAGGAGGAGAGGGGUAAGGGAUGCUGGGUCACCUGCAGCUGGAUACUCUGCCCUGGUUUUAAACUCUGCUCCCUUCCUUUUGGGAAGCAAAACCAUCUUGUUGGGCUUUUCCUUUGGGCACCUGUGCAGCUUCAUGGAACAGGCCCAGUGGAGCCCAGAAAUCAGGCAGGAAUGUGAAUGUUCAGCCAGUUCCUGAAGCAGAGCUGCAGGUGCCAACACAUUGAACUCGUGGAGGCUUUAAAUAAAGACCUCAAAAUACAAUACAGCCCUGGUGUCAAGAAAAAUCAGCAACUAGGAGCAGGGACUCCAAAAUGUUUCUGUGUUCCUGGAGUAAAAUGACACCAGUCUUGUUAACAGCAGGCAGUGUAAAACCCAAAAUAUUUAAGUUUCUACUGAAGGCAGAGUGAAAGGCAUUUUGUAUCAACCCAUUUCAGGCUUUCUCGCUAAUUGCAGGGUUAGAGUUGUCUUUGAAAACUGCAUCUCCUCUUCCUUCAUGGAGGGCUGAGCAAAGUGACAUUGGUGCUACACAAGGAGACUUGCAAAAUCCAAGGGUCAGGAGCAGCUCGCUGAUCAUCCUGUGAGCAAAUCCAGCACUCCUGUCUUAGGAGCAAAUCCAUCAGUGCAGGGGAGCUGCAGGGAGGACCCACCACAAGUCAUGCAGCAGCUCACAAUUAAAGCCCCAGCGCUCAAUGAACCCAACCGAGCACAUCUCUGUGAAGAUGAACAGCAGCAGGAGCUGCUGCAGGGGCUUGAAGGAAAGGGUUUGAGUCCUUUGAUGCCUCACCUAACCACCCUGCAGGAUUAUGAAGUCUACUUGACGUAGGGGCAGCAAAUAUUUUUGGUAUGUCCUGUGUAAGGAGUAAGAAUGAAAACAAUUCAAGUACAGUUAUGCAGAUUAUAUCAAGAGGGCUUGAGAGCAGGCCAGAAACAGAGUUUGUAUCCCUGGACAGUGGAAAGCUUUAAGAACAAGCCCACAGCUACUGGUGAUGAUGAUGAUACUGUGCAGUUUAAAUGCAGCCCUGCAUUAACUGGUACAGACAAUAAAAUGAAAAGUGAUCAACUCUGCAGUGCUGCCCCCAAAAAUGUAAAAAUCCCUUCCAUGGGAACAGUGUGAGUCACGUUCUCCCCUGCUGUGUCCUGAAAGGGCAGGUGUCAGGAGGGAUAAAACUGUCUGCAAAACCCCUUGCAGUGCUGUGCUGAAGGGGGAAGAUCCCUCACUUGGCUGCUCAGCUGGGGCUCCCCCAGGGUUUUGUUUCUUGACUCAGAUCCUUCCUUGCUCCCAGCUAUGAGCGACUCUGAGCUGACUUUAAUUUAACACAAAUAAUUUGAUUUGGCUGUGAUUAAUGCAUGUGUCCAGGAGUUUGCAAAACUGUCAAACUGGUCCCCCAAAAGGCAGAAUUCUCUGUGAUUGCAUCUAUGCAUCCCCACUGGUAGCAAUAGACUUUAUAGCAGCUGGUGAAUUAUUGUUUUGCUAAAACAGGAGCUUCAGGGGAGGGAAAUUGAAGUGUCUUCUGCAAAACACAUUUGAUUAAAAAAAACCAAAACAACCCAGGUUUCGGUUAAUUCACUUGCAUUUGCAGUAUUUGAGAUUUCACCAGCGUUUUUCCAUUUUCAAUUGCUCAGAAAGAAAACAUGUUUUAGUGAAAGUUAUUCUUUCCCUCAGAGAAAUCAGUGAAUGACCACUGUGCUGUCCCCACAAGGAGCAGGGCAGGAGCCAAAGGGACAUUGAGUUUCUCCUAUGAGGAGUUCAACUUUUCCUUGGCUUGGGUUCAGGAUGCACAGCUGAGCUCCAACUGGUACCCACUUAGCCUUUAUUCUCUGGGUUUCAGGACUAAUCCAUAAAACAUGCAAAGAAUUUGGAAUUAGGAAUAAAGGAAAUCUCAACCACUUGCCCUUCUUUAGGUUUCUUGCUCUUGAAGUUGCAUUUUUCCUCACCUCCCAGCCUGAUGUCAUUUUCAUUGGCUUUUUAAAGCAGCACAGAUGCAAAUGGUGGUGGAAUCCUGGAGUGGUUUGGGUUGGAAGGGACCUUAAUGAUGUUCUUGUUCCAACUCCCCUGCCAUGGGCACGGACACCUUUCACUAGGCCAGGUUGCUCUGAGCCCUGUCCAACCUGGCCAUGAACAUUCCCCCAGGGAUGGGGAUCAUCAUCACCAAAUAAAAAGUCAACAAAUACCACCCAGGGUUGAGAAUACCAAGCAGAGCUGUGAGAUGUCUGCACUCGGGUGAGAAAUCACGUAAACUGUUUCGGAAACAAGGCAUAACUGGCAGAUCUCUGCAGAUUGUUUGGAUAACUGCAUUUGUGCAUCACUCACUCAGUGGUACAUGUGUAAAUACUCGUGUUUCUGUGUCCCCACGUGUGCAGUGGGCAGAGCCAGGAGGGAGCAGGGUUAGCUGAGCUCUACUCCCCACCCUGCCACUGCCUCCCACCCGUGACCUUGGGCAAGUCACUCGGCCUCUCGAAUGCCUCAGUUUCCCCAGCUGUAAAAUAGGGAUAAUAAUACUUACCUACCUCGCAGGGGGGGUUUAGUUCAUUAUUUAUAAGCACUUUCAGAUCUUCAGAUUAAAGGCGCUAUAUACAGUCAGUAGUUAACACUCGUAGUGGUAGUCUGUACUUUUAUUUUCUUACAACUGAUUCAGGUUAGGAUUCAACUCUAUGUCUGUUAGGAUAGUUUUCCAUGUAGGGAACUAGCAUGGUUUCCCAUGAAGGGAGUUUAGGGGACUUCUGCAGUAGGACAGCAGGAGCAGCACACCCUGGAAGCCCAAAUUCUGACACCUUUGCUUUUGUUAUUUAUGUCUCACCCUUAACAUCACCUUCCUUUGUGUUUCAUCCUUUUUCCAACAGUCCACAUAACAUGAUUUUUAGCAGAAACAGCCACUGUACAUAUUAAAAAGAUUUAAAUAAAUAUAUUAAUGUACAAAUAUAAACCCUUAACUUUUCAAGGAGGUUCGGAUUGGUUGGUGCAACAGAAUUCUAAGCGUGGGGAGGUUCCACAGGCCCAGAACUGACACACGUGCACACCAGGACACUGGAGCAGGGCUGGAGGAAAAAUUCACCACAUCACCAUCAACCUUUCACUGGCAAGGGCAGCAAAUCACACGGGUGUUAGAGGAGGGCAGAGGGAGGCUGUCACUGGAGCAGGAUGUUCUGCCCCAGGAGAGGGUAAAGGCAGCUCCUGGACGCCAACCUCAGGUAGCAGAGUGUGGCCAACACAAAAAUCAUCCUGGGCAGCAGAUGACUUGUCUCCUGCAUCCCUACAAAGGGGCUUUUCCCCCAGAUCCCUCUGUACAAUUCAUUUUCUUUAGGGCUUACUCAGGAUAAAGGAUGAAGUGCGAGGUUUGAGCAGCAGGAGCUCCGAGAUUUGACUGGCAGGGUAAGGGCACUGUGAGCAUUCUGAGCUCCAUUCCAGGAAUGUGAGGAGUUGCAGGGAUGUGCACUGGCUAUCUGGACAUUACUGAUGGUGUCAGACAGCUUACAAAGCAAAGAUAUCUGCACAGUUGCUAAUGGUGUAAGCCAGGAUCUGACUUGCUGCCGGGUUUUCUGGCCCCUGCUGCUCUUACACCAUCGAGUGUGUGUUCUGCUUCCCUGGGGAGUUGUCACCUUUGCUUUGGUAUUGCUACUUUUCUUUUCAAAAGGCCCAAAUCCCCAAGAAUAGCACAUUUCACUUAACCAGGAAGGGGUUCAGUUUUGGUUGAAUUCCUGGUUGAGUUCUCUCUCCUUCACCAAGUGAACUCGUGCUGUCCCUCAGACAGGUCUGUGAGAAAGCUUUGUGCAGGCUCAAAGGCUGAUUUCCAAAGAAAAAGGAACCCCCUCCCAACCUCUGCUGCAAUUCCACACCCAGAAUGGCUAAAACCAAGCAAAACCACCUGAACCACCAGGGAUGCCAAGAAUUAAUGACAGUUGUUACUUAACUAAGAACUCCCUGGAGUUGUUUUUUGGGGGAUGGACUGCAAGGACCUCUUCUUCCCCAGAGGGACUCUGCAGGCCCCCCAGCACUGUACCCCCAGCUGAGGCAGGUGAGAUGGCUGCAAGCAUCAGACACUAAAUCAUGGAAUGGUAAAAUUAAUUGGAAUCAGUGAGACUACAGUGGAUAAUAAAUCCAUUCACUGGAGAAGCAUCUAAAGUAAACUGUUCCCAGUUUGCAGUGAAUGUGUAGCUUGAAACAGCUGUAAAGUCCCUCCCUUGCUGGAUUUUUCUGGAGGAGGUGGGGACCACUCUGGGCUAGCCACAUCAGCACAUUUCCUAAAUAUCUGUAAUUUGAUUAAAUUUCAUUUUUCAUACUUCUUUCCCCAUUUCAGGCCAUUUUAACAAACAAUUUCUAUAUUAUUCACAUAAGUGCCCCCAUCCAGACCAACUGCUUUUUGUUUGAUCCUUACCUUCCAAAUGUUGUGGUCGCACUCUGUGCUUGAUGGAAACACUUUUCCCCUGCUCUUUUAUUUUAAGGUGUGCAAAGCAAAACAAACCCCCAGCAGUAACAGCACUAGAACCUCCCAACAGAGCUCACACCACUCACAAUUUUAACAGCCAGACCGAUCCUGCAGUCCCUUCCUUACAAAACAGGAUGAGGUUGGAAGGGACCUCUGGAGAUCCCCCAGUCCAACCAUCCUGCCCAGGCAGGGCCAUCUGACAGACCCUUCUCAAUCAACACUCACCAACUACAGACACCAGUGCAGCCCCUUCCCCCAGGCUACCAGCAUGGCUUAUUUUACUUAUUUUGGGGGAUUAUGUUUUCAGUUCUCCCUCCCAUUUGAAGCAUUUCCAUAUCAGCAGUGACUCCUAAGCCAGAAGAGGUGCUGUGCUUAGGACUGAAGAUGUGAUCUCUCAAGGAGCUGGCCUUUAGCUAACAGAACACUGUGAUACCUUUAACCAACAGAGAGAAAUGCCUUUUGACUAUAAAUAGUUGUUUUGCAGCAAGGGGGGCACUUUUUGGGCUAGCUAUUUUUUGGGGUAUUGUACAGUUAUUUAAAAAACAAACUACUGAAUGUGUUUAUGAGGUGGGUCUGGGAAUUAGAGGGCUAAGGAUCUUUGAGAAGCAAAAGACAGAAGCAGAUGCUUAAGUACUCUUAUUUUCUAUCUGGUGAGCCCUGGGGACUGGGCUGACUCUAACAACAGUUUUUUUAGGAUAUCAAAUUUUAAUAUCAAAUCUUCAUUUCAAAAAAGCUAUCACAGAAACGGCUUCACACCAGAGCAUAUUUUAAAAUGCCAUUUUACUUCACUGGAUAAAAAAGGUGAGGCUUUUUUUUUUUUUUUCCCCCUCUCCUUGUUUUUAAGUUUUGGUUAAAAACAUAAUGGCCUUUUCCAGGCAAAAGAGCUAUUAUUAGAUGUAAGAAUCUGUGUAUGUAAAGACAGAGUGGUGACCUCAGCAUUUGCCAGUUAAGUGGUAACAGCCACCUCUGGAGAAAAACGGGAGAAAAGGGCAAGAGCAAAAAGCAAAAACAAAUGCUUAGUUUUAUGUACUUUUCUACUUGCAUCUCUCUCAUCUGUAGUGCAAAAAUCCAUGUCAUACCCUCGUAUAACCUGUAAAAAAAUGAAACAAUGUACAUAAUAGAUAAAAUUAUUUAUUUUAUGUGUAUUUUUAGCUUAACUGUAAACUGGAAAAAAAAAAAAGGCAUUUAAUUUUUUCCCAAAAAUGUAAGCCUAUUGAAAAUCAAGGUGUUUCUACCUUUUCAAGAUGUAACAUUUCCAGCUGCCUAUUGAUAAUAAACAUUUAUGAACAGCAACA